GCCUGUCUUGCCCUACUGGACUGACCACGUGACCCUAAAUCUAUAAAUAAGGGUUCCUCGCAUCGCAGUCGUUUGUUCCUCUGACAGUCAGUGUCGGUUGUGCAAUGGCGUCGACGAGCCGUGGAGAUGGGUUGACUCUGCCCAGAGUUCAGUGUCCCAACCAUCCCGAUGCCAUCCUGGUGGAGGACUACCGUGCAGGGGACAUGAUCUGCCCUGAAUGUGGCCUUGUAGUAGGUGACCGAGUGAUUGACGUGGGCUCAGAGUGGAGGACGUUCUCCAACGAGAAAGCCCUCAAAGACCCGUCCAGAGUGGGAGACGCUCAGAACACGCUGCUGAAUGGAGGAGACCUCACCACCAUGAUCAGCAAGGGCACGGGUGCUGCGAGCUUCGAUGAGUUUGGCAACUCCAAGUACCAGAACCGUCGCACCAUGAGCAGCUCCGACCGGGCCAUGCUGAACGCCUUCAAGGAAAUCACCACCAUGGCCGACCGCAUCAACCUGCCCAGGAACAUCAUCGAUAGAACCAAUAACCUUUUCAAGCAAGUUUAUGAACAGAAGAGCCUGAAAGGGCGAGCAAAUGACGCCAUCGCAUCAGCUUGUCUCUACAUCGCCUGCAGACAGGAGGGCGUCCCGAGGACCUUUAAAGAGAUCUGCGCCGUGUCCCGCAUCUCCAAGAAGGAGAUCGGCAGGUGCUUCAAGCUGAUCCUGAAGGCCCUGGAGACCAGCGUGGACCUCAUCACCACAGGAGACUUCAUGUCCCGCUUCUGCUCCAACCUGGGCUUGCCCAAGCAGGUGCAGAUGGCCGCCACCUACAUCGCCAUGAAGGCCGUGGAGCUGGACCUGGUGCCCGGGAGGAGCCCCAUCUCUGUGGCCGCCGCCGCCAUCUACAUGGCCUCCCAGGCCUCGGCGGACAAGAAGACCCAGAAGGAAAUCGGCGACAUCGCUGGCGUCGCCGACGUUACAAUCCGACAGUCGUAUCGCCUCAUCUACCCUCGUGCCGCCGAACUUUUCCCCCCAGACUUCAAAUUCGACACACCCGUGGACAAACUUCCACUCCUGUGAAAACUCAGCAGCACUUCUGCUGUUCUUUGGAUUUUUUUCUCCAUCUUUUUUUCGGUUUUGGAAGAUUUUUCCAGUCCCUAAGAUUUCAAGCCUUUGAGAGGAAAUCCCCCCCCCCCUCCCCAAGAAAGAUGGACACACAUUCCAGUCAUCACGAAUGGACCCUCACCUACUCUACACACAGUGGGGCAAAAAAGUAUUUAGUCAGCCACCGAUUGUGCAAAUUCUCCUACUUAAAAUGAUGACAGCGGUCUGUAAUUUUCAUCAUAGGUACACUUCAACUGUGAGAGACAGAAUGUGAAAAAAAAAUCCAGGAAUUUUAAAGAAUUUAUUUGUAAAUUAUGGUGGAAAAUAAGUAUUUGGUCAACCAUUCAAAGCUCUCAUUGAUGGAAGGAGAUUUUGGCUCAAAAUCUCACGAUACAUGGCCCCAUUCAUUCUUUCCUUAACACGGAUCAAUCGUCCUGUCCCCUUAGCAGAAAAACAGCCCCAAAGCAUGAUGUUUCCACCCCCAUGCUUCACAGUAGGUCUGGUGUUCUUGGGAUGCAACUCAGUAUUCUUCUUCCUCCAAACACGACGACUUGAGUUUAUACCAAAAUGGAUACAUGGAUGAUACAGCAGAGGAUUGGGAGAAUGUUAUGUGGUCAGAUGAAACCAAAAUAGAAAUUUUUGGUAUAAACUCAACUCCUCGUGUUUGGAGGAAGAAGAAUACUGAGUUGCAUCCCAAGAACACCAGACCUACUGUGAAGCAUGGGGGUGGAAACAUCAUGCUUUGGGGCUGUUUUUCUGCUAAGGGGACAGGACGAUUGAUCCGUGUUAAGGAAAGAAUGAAUGGGGCCAUGUAUCGUGAGAUUUUGAGCCAAAACCUCCUUCCAUCAGUGAGAGCUUUGAAAGGUUGACCAAAUACUUAUUUUCCACCAUAAUUUACAAAUAAAUUCUUUAAAAUUCCUACAAUGUGAAUUCCUGGAUUUUUUUUCCCCUCAUUCUGUCUCUCACAGUUGAAGUGUACCUAUGAUGAAAAUUAUAGACUUCUGUCAUCAUUUUAAGUGGGAGAACUUGCACAAUCGGUGGCUGACUAAAUACUAUUUUGCCCCAGUGUGUGUGUGUGUGUGUGUGUGUGUGUGUGUGUGUGUGUGUACACACCAACACACACAAGGACACAGAACCGAUGCUUGCGAUUUUAGGCUGCUUUCAUAUUUGUAUACAUAAAACAUUCUUUUGUAGAAAAAGGAGGUGUUCUAUUUUGUUAGUUUGUUUGAACUGUAUUAAGUAAUUUAAAAAUAAAUCUUCAUUGGAAACGGUCA
Molecule: messenger RNA, 2359 nt
Organism: Nerophis ophidion (straightnose pipefish)
Lineage: Eukaryota; Metazoa; Chordata; Actinopteri; Syngnathiformes; Syngnathidae
Gene: gtf2b
Product: general transcription factor IIB
Exons: 7
Coding region: 105-1061 (318 amino acids)
Biological process (GO): transcription preinitiation complex assembly; transcription initiation at RNA polymerase II promoter
Cellular component (GO): transcription preinitiation complex; nucleus
Molecular function (GO): TBP-class protein binding; RNA polymerase II general transcription initiation factor activity
Source: RefSeq, a predicted model, not a curated record